AACUGACCUACCAAUCACUACCACACGGUAUAUGAUUUGGAGAAUAUUGUAAAUACACCCUGUAUAUAUUAACCCAAAUUCCAUUUUUCUCAAAAACCCACUAGUUAACAGUUAUCACUGUUAUCAGACACCUUAUGUUCAGUUCUCGCUGCUAAUUAUUUAAUAUGCCAUUAACCUGGGGAAUAAUAGGUGCAGGUAAAAUCAGUGCAGAAUUCGCGAAGGCGAUCUCAACACUUCCCAAUGACCAGCAUCAAGUACUCGCAGUGGCUGCCCAAAAUUUGGAAAGGGCACAACAAUUUGCCGAUGAUCUUCAGAUAGGGACCGCCUAUGGGACAUAUGCCGAAUUAGCAAAUGAUAAACAAAUCGAUAUCGCCUACAUCGGAAACGUAAAUACGCAACAUUUCGAAGUUUCAAAGUUAAUGUUAGCGAGCGGUAAACACGUUUUAUGCGAGAAGCCUUUGACACUGAACGAAGCCGAUAGCCGCGAGCUAAUCGCUCUGGCCGCACAAAAGAAACUGUUUCUAAUGGAAGCUGUAUGGUCACGGUGUUUCCCGGUGUAUGCGAAGUUGAGAAGCUUAAUCGAUGAGGGUGCAAUCGGAGAAGUGAUGUACGUAACGGCACAAUUCGGUCGUGCCUUUAAAGAUGUGGAGAGAAUAACUUCUAAAGAAUUAGGUGGGGGAACGAUUCUGGAUUUAGGAAUUUAUACGUUACAGUUUGCUCAAUUUGUUUAUAAAGGACUAGCACCCCUAAGUAUUACAACGAAAGGAACAUUAAAUGGAAAUGGGGUCGAUGAAUCGACAUCUGCCAUGAUAACGUACAAGGAUGGUAAGAUUGCAAUUGUCUCCACCCACUCUCGAGUCGGGCUGAUGAAUGAAGCUUGUAUUGCGGGUACCAAGGGAAUGAUUAAGGUUCCAAGGUUUUGGGCACCCGAUACAAUUAUAACGGAAACAGAAACAUUCCACUAUGCGCUACCAAAAGUUCCAGCAAUCAAGUUUAGAAAUGAGUACACAAUAGGAUUGUCAUAUGAAGCGCUCGAGGUAGGAAGAUGCAUUGAGAUGGGUUUAUUGGAAAGUCCGAAAAUGACACAUGCAGAGACCAUAGAACUUGCCCAACUAAUGGAUAAAAUGCGAGCUGAUGUGGGAGUGGUAUUUGAUGGAGAAAGUAAAUAGCUGUAUUUUAUUUUAAUAAAAAAUGAGAAUAA
This is a messenger RNA of Photinus pyralis (common eastern firefly), 1201 nucleotides long. Its product is annotated as trans-1,2-dihydrobenzene-1,2-diol dehydrogenase-like. Gene Ontology annotation, molecular function: nucleotide binding. Lineage: Eukaryota; Metazoa; Arthropoda; Insecta; Coleoptera; Lampyridae. Bases 165 to 1169 code for a protein of 334 amino acids. The record is from RefSeq and is a predicted model, not a curated record. The transcript is spliced from 5 exons.